Athene cunicularia (burrowing owl) is the source of this 636-nucleotide messenger RNA. RefSeq names its product transmembrane protein 252 (gene TMEM252). The record is from RefSeq and is a predicted model, not a curated record. Bases 1 to 636 code for a protein of 211 amino acids. The transcript is spliced from 2 exons. NCBI's taxonomy places the organism in Eukaryota, Metazoa, Chordata, Aves, Strigiformes, Strigidae.
AUGCUAAAAGGUGUUUUUACCUUCAUUCGCCUUUUUGUGCUCUUACUUGGUUUCUCCACUAUUUGUUUGGGAGUCCUUUGCAUUUUCACAAGUUCCCCCACAUGCAAAUGUGGAAAUAACAAGCUGGUGUUUUAUUGCCUGUUAGCCCUGGGGUUCUUUCUCCUUAUUACUGGCAUUUUCUGGAGCACUUUCCAUGAAGCCUUGAAAUACAGGAGCCUCAGCAGCAUCCUCAUUCAAGAUCCCAGAUGUAGAGAGCUACGUGUCAGCACCGUAGACAGGCCUGACUUCUAUCCCCCCUCCUAUGAAGACAGCACAGAUCCUGAAAAACAGAACUCCCCACUACCAGUUGCUUACACACUAAAACAGCAAGAAUUCAUCAAUAUCCCCCUGCCACCCUAUAGCAAAAGCAGUGCAGAGUUCAUCAGUGAAACUAGCCAGCAGGAACAGCCACCACCAUAUGAAUUACCUGAGUGGCAGCUACAGCAGCAGCAAACAGCUGACCAAGACUCAGACCCUGGAGCGGAGUUGAAUUCUCCUCCAUCCAUACAAGAAAAGAAUAACAAACAAGAUACAGACUGCCAGGGGACCCCAGAAGGAGCAGCUCCUGCCAGAACAUCUGAGAUAAGCAGUGGGUAG